Molecule: messenger RNA, 1934 nt
Organism: Mustela lutreola (European mink)
Lineage: Eukaryota; Metazoa; Chordata; Mammalia; Carnivora; Mustelidae
Gene: GBA1
Product: glucosylceramidase beta 1
Exons: 12
Coding region: 250-1893 (547 amino acids)
Biological process (GO): glucosylceramide catabolic process
Molecular function (GO): glucosylceramidase activity
Source: RefSeq, a predicted model, not a curated record
UGGCUCCCGUCUCUGGGCUUCGGGCGCCGUGACACCACCGUGCACUCUCUGGUCCGGAUUCUUCCUGAGGUUGUCAUCCGCACGUGGCUCCCGCAGUUUCGCGGUGAAUAAUCGCGGACAGCCAGGAGGAAGCGAGCCGCCCUUCACAAGACGAAUUCGGGGUCUGUGGCUGCGGCUGGGACCUGCCUCCCUGUUCUCAUCUAGUGGAUCCUCCAUCCUUCUGAGGCUGGAACCCCACAGCCCCUGCUGAUGGAGCUUUCAAGUCCUCCCAGAGGAGAAUGUUCCCGGCCUCUGGACAGGGCGGGUUUCAGGGCUGCCAGCCUCACGGGACUGCUGCUCCUUCAGGUGAUAUCAUGGGCAUCAGACCUGGCCUCCGCUUGUGCUCCCUCCCCCCCAGGUGCCCGGCCCUGCAUCCCUAAGAGCUUCGGCUACAGCUCGGUGGUGUGUGUCUGCAAUGCCACGUACUGUGACUCUCUUGACCCCCUGACCCUGCCGGCCCCGGGGACCUUCAGCCGCUACGAGAGCACGCGCAGCGGACGCCGGAUGGAGCGGAGUCUGGGGACCAUCCGGGCCAACCGCACGGGCACAGGGCUCCUGCUGACCCUGCAGCCAGACCAGAAGUUCCAGAAAGUGAAGGGGUUUGGAGGGGCCAUGACAGACGCCGCUGCCCUCAACAUCCUCGCCCUGUCCCCCCCUGCCCGGGACUUGCUACUCAAAUCUUAUUUCUCUGAAGAAGGCAUCGAGUACAACAUCAUCAGGGUCCCCAUGGCCAGCUGUGACUUCUCCGUCCGCACCUACACAUACGAUGACACCCCUGAUGACUUCCAGUUGCGAGACUUCAGCCUCCCCGAGGAGGACGUCAAGCUCAAGAUACCCCUGAUUCACCAAGCUCUGGCGCUGGCCCGGCGCCCCGUGUCACUGUUCGCCAGUCCCUGGACGUCACCCACGUGGCUGAAGACCAAUGGGGCUGUGAAUGGGAAGGGGUCACUCAAGGGUCAGCCUGGGGAUAUCUACCACCAGACCUGGGCCAGAUACUUUGUGAAGUUCCUGGACGUCUACGCAGAGCACAAGCUACGCUUCUGGGCAGUGACGGCAGAAAACGAGCCCUCGGCAGGACUGCUCAGCGGGUACCCCUUCCAGUGCCUGGGCUUCACGCCCGAGCACCAGCGAGACUUCAUUGCCCGGGACCUGGGUCCCGCCCUCGCCAACAGUACGCACCGUGACACCCGUCUGCUCAUCCUGGAUGACCAGCGCUUGCUGCUGCCCCACUGGGCCCAGGUGGUGCUGGCGGACCCAGAGGCGGCUAAGUACGUGCACGGUGUGGCCGUGCACUGGUACCUGGACUUCCUGGCCCCAGCCAAAGCCACCCUGGGGGAGACACACCGCCUGUUCCCCGACAUCAUGCUCUUUGCCUCGGAGGCCUGUGUGGGCUCCAAGUUCUGGGAGCAGAGUGUGCGCCUGGGCUCCUGGGACCGGGGAGUACAGUACAGUCACAGCAUCAUCACGAAUCUCCUGUACCACGUGGCCGGCUGGACCGACUGGAACCUCGCCCUGAACCCAGAAGGGGGGCCCAACUGGGUGCGCAACUUUGUGGACAGUCCCAUCAUCGUUGACAUCGCCAAGGACAUGUUUUACAAACAGCCCAUGUUCUAUCAUCUCGGCCACUUUAGCAAGUUCAUCCCCGAGGGCUCCCAGAGAGUGGGGCUGCUGGCCAGCCAGAAGAACAGCCUGGACACAGUGGCACUGACCCGUCCCGAUGGCUCGGCAGUUGUGGUGGUGCUGAACCGCUCCUCAAAGGACGUGCCUCUUACCAUCGAGGACCCUGGCGUGGGCUUCGUGGAGACGCUGUCCCCAGGCCACUCCAUCCACACCUACCUGUGGAGCCGCCCAUGAUGGGGCCUGGGUGUGGGCAUUAAAGGGGUACAGCCAGCUCA